GGAGAGACUGUGGAGUGAAGUAUCACUGUAUUUUUUUUUUACGCUACUUUAAAAACAACUCACUCAGAUUCCAAAAGAACUUUGCAACUCCUAUUUUUCACUUGAUUUGACCUCAGAACAGCAAAAAGUCUCGGCCUUUCUUAGCGGGAAGAUCCAAAGCGCUGAUUUUUUUUGCUAGUGAGCAGAGCAAGAGUGUCAGUUUCGCUGCCGUUAAAUGAUUUUUAGUUCAAAAGAUUGAAGACCCUUUUGGCCUUGUGCGGUAAUCCGGUCUCUCAUUUCAUUUGAGUUGGAUUUUUAAAUGUUUUGUUUAUGAAUCUCGUUGUUUCGGGUCCUCAUUGGUGUUAUUAACGUUAAUUUGGUUUGAUUUGAAAUGGUAUUGAAGGUUCUUUUGAUGCUUCGAUUUGAACUUGUUUUGCGACGUUUAUUGUGAAUCAGAGCUUGUCUAGAUUCCCAACACAUCGUUGAGAUAAGAGAGAAAAGUUGCGUUUUUUAAGAUGAGUUGGAUGGAGAUUUUCUAGUUAUAUAAUGGUGGCAAUACUAGUUUGGUUUGAAGUCUACCAUUAUUUGUAACGAGCAUUAAGAUAUUGUUGAGAAUGUAUAAAAUGGGACAACUUAUGUAUUUUUGAACUUAAGUUAGUAAAUCAAAUAAGAAUAAUGAGACUGGUAGAUUUUUAUGUUUUUCAGCGGCAAUGAUAAUGUUAAGAUGCUGCUAGGAGCUAUUAAGUAGGUGAGAUAUUAAGAUUGGCUUGGUUUUUUCGAUUCGAUGGCAUCAUUUAGAAGAAACUUGUCUCCAGUUCCUAGCGCGGGAACUUUAUUAAAUGGGGAAGCUUUUUCGGUUGCUUCACCUUUAUCAAAGACCUCAUCAUGUACUCAGAAUCACCCUCCAGCUUCCAACGGACUGUUAUCUUCUUUGUUCAGUUCACUGGACCCCCAAGCUUCGGUUCUUGGUGUUUCCUCACCAAGACCUUCCAGAUCCCUUGAGAGGUCGAAACCAAAGGGGCAAAUAUGGAGGAGAGCUGGUUCUCAUUUCUUGAUUUGUUUUGUGGUUGGGGUUUUUGUUGGACUCACCUCAUUUGUUUCCAUGAAUUUGUCAACAAAUCUUAUAUCAAAGCAACACGCUUUCACCUUUGAGAUGGUCUCUGCUGUUGGGAAUUUUCAAAUAUACGAUGGUACAACAAGCAAUGCAGCACUGCUGAUAAAUAGUGAAAGUACCAAGCGUAAUGCAACGGUAGAAUCACAAGUGAAGAAACUUGAAUCAAUUGAUGUUUUAUCUAAUGAUGACUCUGCAAAUCAGUCAAUUCCUCAAGAUUCAGCUUUGGUGUAUCGGAAACUUUUGAUAAUUGUGACCCCAACAAAUACUCAACCAUUUCAAGCUUAUUAUCUAAACCGUUUGGCGCACACAUUAUGGAUGGUCCAACCUCCUCUGUUGUGGAUAGUUGUGGAAAUGUCCUCCCAAUCUGAGGAAACAACUGACAUCCUAAGGAGAACUGGGGUUAUGUACAGGCAUCUUGUUUGCAAAAAAAAUCUAACUGAUGUGAAAGAUAGAAGAGUCUACCAAAGGAAUGUGGCUCUAUCUCAUAUUGAGAAUCAUCGUCUUGAUGGCAUUGUCUACUUUGCCGAUGAUGAUAAUGUAUAUUCUACUGAUCUUUUCGAGCAACUGAGAGAGAUCAGGCGAUUUGGAACAUGGACAGUGGCCAAACUAACAGAAAACAGAGUCAAAGCUGUCUUGGAGGGUCCCAUUUGCAAUGGAACUCAAGUCAUUGGAUGGCAUAUAAAUGAACCAAGUAGGAGGUCUCGGAGAUUCCAUGCUGAAAUGUCAGGGUUUGCCUUCAAUAGUACUAUUCUCUGGGAUCCAAAGCAAUGGCACCGACCUACCCUUGAACCUAUUCGGCAGAUUGAUACAACUAAGGAUGGGUUUCAAGCAAGCACAUUUAUUGAACAAAUUGUGGAAGAUGAAAGCCAAAUGGAGGGCUUGCUGGAGAACUGCUCCAGAAUCAUGGUUUGGCUUCUUCCUUCUGAGUCAUCUGACUCAUUCUAUCCUCAGAAAUGGUUCUUGAAGAAUAAUCUUGAUGUCAUUGCCCCGCUUGCGUGAAGUUCUUGAUUUGGAAGAUGUAAAUUUGUAUGGUGAAGGACAAAUCAGUCGAGCAGUGUGAUCACAGACACUUCUGAUUGUGGUUAAAACUUGUCCCAGAUUGAGGCUGGCUGAUGCCUGCUUAGAGUUCUCAUUAAUGUGAGCAUAGAGGCUGGUUCAUACACCAUUUUUUCCGAUUUCCAAAACAAUGCAAAAAAUUUGCAGACAAGAGUUAUCAUUAUUUUGCUACAAUUGCUUGAGUUAUUCAACUUGUGCAUUGAGUCGCCUCCUAUGUUCAAAGAGGUGACAUUUAAUGUGGCUAAGUUGGACAGGAUGGUCAAAAGCAAACCAUCCUAUGUUUAUGAGUUGCAUAUAAAUUAUGUAAUUUUUUUGUACGCCCUCAUUUUCAUGCUUUACUUUUCCUUUUGUGUAAAAGCAAAAGCAAUACGUUUAGUUGUUUGGUGCUCUCGGGCUUGUUCAUAUUCAUU
Messenger RNA from Pistacia vera, 2559 nucleotides. Its product is annotated as probable beta-1,4-xylosyltransferase IRX9H. Gene Ontology annotation, cellular component: Golgi membrane. Lineage: Eukaryota; Viridiplantae; Streptophyta; Magnoliopsida; Sapindales; Anacardiaceae. Bases 764 to 2092 code for a protein of 442 amino acids. Gene Ontology annotation, molecular function: xylosyltransferase activity; galactosylgalactosylxylosylprotein 3-beta-glucuronosyltransferase activity. Gene Ontology annotation, biological process: plant-type secondary cell wall biogenesis; glucuronoxylan biosynthetic process. The record is from RefSeq and is a predicted model, not a curated record. The transcript has 4 exons.